This is a messenger RNA of Doryrhamphus excisus (bluestripe pipefish), 880 nucleotides long. It is a transcript of the gene mcts1, whose product is annotated as MCTS1 re-initiation and release factor. Gene Ontology annotation, molecular function: RNA binding. Gene Ontology annotation, biological process: formation of translation preinitiation complex. NCBI's taxonomy places the organism in Eukaryota, Metazoa, Chordata, Actinopteri, Syngnathiformes, Syngnathidae. The record is from RefSeq and is a predicted model, not a curated record.
GACUUGACCUGCCGUGUAAUGACUUGACUGUCGUAAAUUUACGUACUGCUUUCCGUCGUCGUAAACAGGCGUGUGUUCUUCUUAACUUGACCAUUUUUAUCACGGUAUUUUUGCCUCGUUGCUCUUAAAAGUAUUGUACAUGAGCGGUGAGUGUAAGAACAAAUCUUGGAUCACACAGAAAAUCGAGGAAACGACGACCAAAGAAGAUGUUUAAAAAGUUCGAUGAGAAGGAAAAUGUGUCAAACUGCAUACAGUUGAAAACCUCCGUCAUUAAAGGCAUAAAGAGCCAGCUGCUGGAUCAGUUUCCUGAAAUUGAAUCAUGGCUCAAUCACAUCAUGCCAAAGAAGGACCCUGUCAAAAUUGUGAGAUGCCAUGAACACAUUGAAAUCUUGACAGUGAACGGAGAGUUGCUCUUCUUUAGACAACGAGAAGGCCCGUUCUACCCCACGCUGAGAUUGUUACAUAAAUAUCCGUUCAUUCUUCCACACCAGCAAGUCGACAAAGGGGCCAUCAAAUUUGUCUUAAGUGGAGCCAACAUCAUGUGUCCAGGGCUGACGUCCCCGGGCGCCAAACUCUAUCCAGCUGAAUCUGACACUGUUGUUGCCAUCAUGGCAGAGGGUAAACAACACGCACUGUGUGUUGGCGUCAUGAAGAUGUCUGCAGAGAGCAUAGAAAAAGUCAACAAGGGCAUCGGGAUCGAGAAUGUUCACUAUCUGAAUGACGGCUUGUGGCACAUGAAGACGUAUAAAUAAGACACAUCCCACCUCCCUCAAAAUAUUUAGUGAGCUUGACGGCUCAUCUGUUUACACCAAUUUAUUCGAAGCUUUGAACCAGUCCACCAUUGUGCACCAAUUAAAAGAAACCCCACGCUUUGAACGCA